AUGGGAGAUGGCCUAUUCGAAAUCAACACGCAGCCGCAACAAUCGACAUUGAGAUCGUCGGCGAUCCUUCAUGGAACGCCAAGAAGGCAAGGGCAGAGUGGAUGGUCCGGCGGGCAGCAGGAGGAGGUGGAUGCAUCCCGGUCGGGUCCUUCGAGGUGGAGCGGCGGCGCAGGAGCGAGGAGCUGGGCCUGCACCUGCGAGUGGAGUGGUGAAGUCUACGGAAGACAUGGCGAGGGCCCGCGUCAGGGUUAUUGCCCAAAUGUGAAGGAGGAGCACGAAGGAGGCCAGGCAGCGGCGCAUCGAUGGACGCAUGAGGGCAAUGGUCAGGGCGAGAGCGAAAACGGCACGGCAGCGGCGGACCCGGAAAAUAGUGGAAACUGCGAGGAGAAGGGCCGCCGCCGGAAGGGUGCGACAGGCAAGAAAAUGGAAGGCGAAGAUACCGCCGACGCCACGCCCCAGACCGGAGAGGCCGGAGGAGAAGCCAUGCAGGGCGGCCCCGAGUUGGAGGAGGGUCCGGGAGGCGACGCCGUGGCCCGCGGUGCCCCCGACACCGUGUUCACAGGAGCGGAGAGAGGAGCAGCCGGUGGAGAAGGGGCCGUGGGUGUGGCCGGAGCCGCGGAGGCCUGCGCUGGCCCGGCAGAUAUCAUGCCCAGAAAAACGGCCGGCAAGGCCGGUGCUGGAGCGGCAGGCAUCGGUCGGAGGCGGGCGAGAGGUGCCGGAGGACAGUUGGCCGCCGGAGCUUGCCGCAAGAGUGAAGGCGGAGUUAACGAAACGGCGAGGAAAACCCGGAAGGUGGUGCAUCCUGGCACAGGCGUGGUCCUGCACCGGAAAGGACAGGCCAACUCAGGAUCCCGAGCCCGGUUUCGCUCCGGAGGACGAGAAGGACAGGACGAGAGAGGAUCGGCGUCGGUUGGUUUCCUCGAAAGCUACAGGGUAACAGAGUCGAGUGUGGGCUAUUCCAAGUCAAAGCAGGUAGCCUUGCAAGGAAGCGUGGUCCUGCAGGACGCGGAUAAGCCAACUCGGGAACUCACGCCCGCUUUGGAGCGCGAUCGGAGAGGCUCCGAUCACCUACCGAGCAGCUCUUGA
Drosophila bipectinata is the source of this 1086-nucleotide messenger RNA. RefSeq names its product spidroin-1-like. The record is from RefSeq and is a predicted model, not a curated record. NCBI's taxonomy places the organism in Eukaryota, Metazoa, Arthropoda, Insecta, Diptera, Drosophilidae.